Molecule: messenger RNA, 2325 nt
Organism: Mixia osmundae IAM 14324
Lineage: Eukaryota; Fungi; Basidiomycota; Mixiomycetes; Mixiales; Mixiaceae
Exons: 6
Coding region: 1-2325 (774 amino acids)
Biological process (GO): protein deubiquitination
Cellular component (GO): nucleus; cytosol
Molecular function (GO): cysteine-type deubiquitinase activity; cysteine-type endopeptidase activity
Source: RefSeq, a predicted model, not a curated record
AUGAACGUACUAAGAUGGAUGAACGUCAGCAAGGACGCUGGGAGUGCUGCACAAGACGAACACGAGAGCAAGAGGGAAUGGUGGGAGACGACAGGUGAAACCUACUUUGGCAUGGAGAACUUUGGUAACACCUGUUACGCUAAUUCGGUGCUACAAGCGCUCUAUUUCUGCAAGCCUUUCAGAGAGCUCCUCAUCCAGUUUGCCCGUCUAGAGCAAUAUCAAGUACAGUUGAAACAACGCCCGCAAGAGACACUGAACGUAACGUCCCAGCUCGACGCAGAGUCUUCCGACCCAAGCAGAGCCCGUACCUUGACAAACGAUGCAGACGUUGCCUUCUCGGAAGCCUCGUUCGGCAAACGGUCACAGUCGAGCGCGUCCGUUGUAGAUCGCGAGCGUUUAGCAGAGCUCGAGCGCCAGCGCAAAGCCGCCCUCGCCCGGCCAGGCACCUCCUCUGGCCGCUCUGCUCUAUCUGCUGCUUUCGCGCGCAAGUCAUCAGCGUCCGGCACGGACCUAGCAAAACAAUCGUCAUCAGGCACGCCACGACCGAGUACAGCGCCCUCAUUCGCCAGUCUGUCGACCGCAGCGCAAUCCGCUCAUGCCACUGCCAGUACGCCGGCCUCACCGACGAAGCCAAGUGGAUCGUCUUUGAAUGUCCCUCUGACCAGCCAAGCUCUUCAGAAUGUAGCCGCGUCAGAUCAGAAAGUACUUCAAGCACCAACACUCUACACUGCAUUGCGAGAUCUGUUUGUAGCAAUAUCCUCGCAGCCUAAAGCCCUAGGUACUGUCGCGCCCCAAGCCUUCAUCACCCAGCUCAAGAGAGAGAACGAGCUUUUCCGGAGCACGAUGCACCAAGACGCCCACGAAUUCCUCAACUAUCUCAUCAAUACCGUCUCGGAAGAUGUUGAGGAACGAGCGAAAGGGUUCACCCGGCCAGAUGGCGAGCUGGCUAAUCGAUCAUCGACAUUCAUACACAGCCUGUUUGCGGGCCUCUUGACCAACGAAACUCGGUGUCUGACUUGCGAGACUGUCACGAGCCGUGACGAGGCCUUUUUGGAUCUCUCGAUCGAUAUUGAACAGAAUAGCUCGAUCUCUGCAUGCUUACGGCAAUUCAGCGCGUCGGAAAUGCUCUGCUCGCGGAAUAAAUUCUCUUGCGAUCACUGCGGCAGCUUGCAAGAGGCAGAGAAACGGAUGAAAGUCAAAGAACUACCAAACGUACUGGCAUUACAUCUCAAGAGAUUCAAAUAUCAAGAAAAUCUAGGUCGACAUGUCAAGCUUGGCUAUCGUGUCGUCUUUCCACUCGAGCUGAGACUCUUCAAUACAGCCGACGAUGCAAAGGAUGCCGACAGGCUGUACGAGCUCUUCGCCAUCGUGGUUCACAUUGGCAUCGGACCUCAUCAUGGUCAUUACGUAACAGUUCUUCGAACAGGCUCACGUUGGCUUCUGUUUGAUGACGACAGCGUCACCCUGGUCAAUGAAGCAGAGAUUCAGACCUUCUUCGGGGGCGGAACGGCAUCGGGUGGUGCAUACGUGCUGUUCUACCAAGCAGCAGAACUCGACGUCCAUGCUCUGGCUGUAAGCACAUUCGGCGAGGAGCUUGUCAAUGCUGUCGACAAUGCCCAGCAGCCUCGCAAAGACAUAGUGUUCGAUAUUGGCGCGGCUUCUCUGUCUUCGACACCCAGCCUCCCGACUCAGCCAAAUGAGCCCGAGUUGACACCCGCUAUCGUGCCAGCCAUCGCCCCUGACACACCUUUGCCCGAUCCAAGCAGGGACUUACGCGGGCGGGAUCGAUCGGCGUCGGGUGUACUGCUGCCCUCUACGGUUAGCAACUCGAACAGCGCCGUCGGCUCACGCAAUUGGAUCUCGUCACUCAGAGGCAAGCGGAGUGAAAGCGAAGAAAAGCAGUCGAAGACCUCCAGCAGCCCAGAGACGAAUUUGCUCGGUACUGACACCUCACCCAAGACCUAUCCAAGCGGUUCGAGUCCAGCAGCAUCCACAAGCUCAAUUGCGUUAUCCGAGACGAGCAGCAAGAGCACAAAGGCUUCCAAUGGGCCUAAGCGGCUGUCGAAAUUGAUGCGUUCGGGCAGCACAACGCCACAACAGCACAGCACGCCCCAAGCUUUACCUUCAGAACUGAGCAUGACAGCAGCGCCGCGGUCUGCAUCAACGGCGAGUGCGGUGAAGAUGCCGAGAGAUGAGAAAGAAGCAAAACGAGCGGAAAAAGAUGAACAAAAGAAACGCAAAGUCGAAUUGAAAGCUAAGCAGAAGCAGCUAGACAAGGAACUCAAAUCGACAAAGAAGCUCGGCUUGGGUUUCUUCAAGUCUUGA